Paramecium sonneborni is the source of this 308-nucleotide messenger RNA. NCBI's taxonomy places the organism in Eukaryota, Ciliophora, Oligohymenophorea, Peniculida, Parameciidae. The record is from the annotation of a GenBank genome assembly.
CGAGUGUCUUAUUUAAAUAUUAUACCCAAAAGCAGUUAUCCAAGCCUAUGACAUAAGAUUAUUUCAAUAAAAAUAAUUACACCUCCUAAAUCAUUCAUUCAAAAUUAAUCUAUUUGUGAUGUCCUAUCUGCAUAAGACUUAGUAAACUUUGAUCGAAUGAACCAUGACCCAAAAAUUUAUCAGAACCACCAAAAAGUAAAUUAAAUAAAAAAUUAAUUCAACAACGACCUAUAAUAAUAUUACUUAUAAAACUUUAUCAACAUUAUAUUUGUGCUUUAAAAAAUGCUAUAACUUGUAUGCCACUUGAU